Molecule: messenger RNA, 891 nt
Organism: Papaver somniferum (opium poppy)
Lineage: Eukaryota; Viridiplantae; Streptophyta; Magnoliopsida; Ranunculales; Papaveraceae
Product: universal stress protein PHOS34-like
Exons: 4
Coding region: 87-569 (160 amino acids)
Source: RefSeq, a predicted model, not a curated record
UCAGAAUUGGUUCUCUAUAGUUCUACAGGGUAGAGAGACAGAGACACACACAAACAGAUAGUUGAGGCUAAAGCAUUUAUCACAGAAUGGCAGCAGAGAAACCGGUUAUGAUGGUCGGAAUCGAUGAUAGUGAACAUAGUUUUUACGCACUUCAAUGGACUAUUGAUCGUUUUUUCGCUUCCUUCUCUGAAGAACAACAACCUUAUAAACUCGUAAUUGUUCAUUCGAAACCUGCCCCAGCUUCCGUCAUUGGACUUGCUGGACCUGGAGCUGCGGAAGUUUUGCCGUUUGUCGAGAUGGAUUUGAAAAGGGCAGCGACUAGGAUUGUAGAGAAAGCUAAGGAGGUCAUUGGGAAAGCGGUUAAGGAGAUCACAGUAGAUGUGGUCGAAGGCGAUGCUAGAAAUGUUCUUUGUGAUGCUGUAGAAAGACAUCAUGCAACAGUUUUGGUUGUGGGUAGCCAUGGUUAUGGAGCAUUGAAAAGGGCUGUUUUGGGAAGUGUAAGUGAUUAUUGUGCGCAUCAUGCUCACUGCAAUGUGAUGAUUGUGAAGAAACUUAAAACCAAAAAUUGAAAUUUGUAUCUUCAAAAUCAGGUUUAGAACGGACGAUCUAGAAAUCCAAAGAUCGAAUUCAUAGUUUGUUCGUCGAAUGUUGAUCAAUUGUAGUAUCUUCAAUGAAGUACAAUGUCUUACUACUAAAUAAAUGUAACGUCGAGUAUAACUGCAGGUAUUUCUGGUAAAACUAUAUUUGCCAUUAUUAUCAUUGGAGUAUACUUAGAACUUGACAUCGUACAGUUUUGUUUCCUUCUAUUCUCGUUGGUUCUGCAUUCCUUUUGGAUUGUCAGGUCAUAGAUAUACCGCUUUUUGCGAAUAAGUACUGCAUUGUGUUGGUGUC